This is a messenger RNA of Corythoichthys intestinalis (scribbled pipefish), 1892 nucleotides long. Its product is annotated as transcription factor HES-5-like. Gene Ontology annotation, biological process: anterior/posterior pattern specification; regulation of transcription by RNA polymerase II; regulation of neurogenesis. Gene Ontology annotation, cellular component: nucleus. The record is from RefSeq and is a predicted model, not a curated record. The coding region runs from base 81 to 413 and encodes 110 amino acids. The transcript has 2 exons. NCBI's taxonomy places the organism in Eukaryota, Metazoa, Chordata, Actinopteri, Syngnathiformes, Syngnathidae. Gene Ontology annotation, molecular function: protein dimerization activity; RNA polymerase II cis-regulatory region sequence-specific DNA binding; DNA-binding transcription factor activity, RNA polymerase II-specific.
GGCGGAGCACGCAUUGAUAUGGAGAUGCGGGACUAUAAAUAGGAGACGUGAAGCCAGGAGAGAUCACAUCGGGCACAGCCAUGGCACCUACAAUCUCUCUGCAAAACUCUCAGCUGACGCUUACUCAUAAGAUCCGAAAACCUCUGGUGGAGAAGCUCCGUCGCGAGCGAAUCAACAGCUGCAUCGAGCAGCUGAAGUCUCUCCUGGCUCCAGAGUUCCUCCAGCAACAGCCAGACUCCAAGAUGGAGAAGGCCGAGGUCCUGGAGAUGACCGUUUGCGUCCUCAAGAGACUCCGGGCUAGCUCUGGAGCAGGGAUGCACUUUGGAGCUUCCUGUGAGGAGAAGAUCAUUCCUCUCAGUAGCGUCAGCAAGAUGGAGAGCCCAGUAAAGAGCGCACCCUGGAGGCCAUGGUAGACACAGUGACUCUAUCAUGGAACAAAAUCAACUCUAAGCGGAUUUGUCAUGCGUGAUGCAUGAAUCACAUCUCAUUGCAUUUGCAAUGGCCCAAAAUGAUGACAAAUUAUAUUAAUUUGUCAUGUUAUUGAUCAUAUUGGUCACGUUUUUGCUGGUUGAGUUCUUCUGGAAACAACAGCAAUAUUUUGUCGUUCUUGUUCGAAAGCAGUCUGAUUGCUUUGGCAAUCGUCGCUAAUAUUUUUUGGAAAGCUUUUUCAUAUGUUUUUAUAUGGUAUGUUCAUUUUUGGUGUUAUUGAUCAUAUUGAUCUUUUUUUGCUGGAUGACUUCCUAUGGAAACAGCAGCAAUAUUAUUAUGUCAUACAUGUAACAAAAGACUGAUUGCAUUAGUAAUCAUCAGUAUUGUUAUGUUGUGAAGAUUUUUCAUGUAUUUUUAUGUGAUAACGUUACUUCCUGGAUCACAUUGAUCCAAAUAUUCUUCAAAUGUUAUGAAUCUUCGUGGUUUUUUGAUGGCAGAUUUUCGCAAGAAAAUGUCAUAUUUCCUCAUAUUAUAUAUAUAUAUUAUAUAGUUUUUGUCAUCUUGUUUAAGAUCAUUUUGAUGAUUCCAAGUUGUAAGUCCUUUUUGGAUGUUUUUUGCUAAUGUAAACAAAGUGAAAUGAUUGCAAUAUUUUUUAAAUUCUGAUGUAUAAUGAAAUGUUCAUUUUGUGGACGCUCGAUAAGGAAAAAUGCUGUUUGUAGAUCAGUUUGCUUUUCUUUGUCACUAUGUGAUGAUGUCAAUGUUAUGAACAAGUUGAUCUGUUGUCAGAUCCGUUGUUUUUCUGCAUUUUUUAUUUGCAGCAAUCUCAUCUAAAAACAUGUAUGUGUUGCUAUAUACAUGUUUGUUUGUAAAGUUACCCUCCACUCUCUGUGAGUGCCACGUGUCUUGUAGACGUCUACAAGUUGUUGUUGUGAUGCAUCAUCACGUCUUGUUUCUCGUGUCAAUAAACACAAGACGUCACUCUCUAACUUUGUGUCAUCUGGUCUCUUCAAACCAACAGUCGACCACCCAAAAUGUUCUUUAAGUUUUAUCAAUUAUAGUCAUGAUUUUUGAUGACACAUGUAUUUUUUUCGCAAGAAAAUAACCGUCACGUAAUCUUUUAUAUUACGGUUUAGUGUCAUGCAUGUUGCAUGAAUUCCAUUGUUUGUUUUUGUUUUUCAUCGGUUAGGAAGAAGUUUGAUGUUUUUAAAUACAAUUUGAUGACAUUUGUCUUGUUUGAAGAUCAUUUUAAUGAUUCAAAAGUCAAAAAGUACUUUCUGGAAAUGUUUGCAAAUGUACAUGAAGGCACUCAGAUCUGUUUGAAGAUCUAUUAUGUUGAUGACUUGCAUUAUGAUCAAGUUUUAUUGUGAAAAAAAAUCCACUUAGAUGUUCAAUUUGUGGACUGUUGAUAACGAAAAAUGCUGUUUGUAGAUGAAUUUGCUUUUCUUCAUGACUAUAUGAUGAUU